Messenger RNA from Oldenlandia corymbosa var. corymbosa, 2462 nucleotides. The record is from the annotation of a GenBank genome assembly. NCBI's taxonomy places the organism in Eukaryota, Viridiplantae, Streptophyta, Magnoliopsida, Gentianales, Rubiaceae.
CCCAAAUCACAGCAAAAACACAACAACAAAAUCACAUAUACACACAGUCACACACUCUCUCUUAUUCCACUCCUUAACAAAAAAAGACCAAUCUUUUUUUUCCCCAUAAGGAAAAACAUUUGAGACCAUCAAGAUAGGUAAAAAACCAUGGUUCCUGCUACUAUUACACCUCCAUCAUCCAAUUCAUUGUUAUCAUCAUGUUCUACUUCUUCUACUUCUUCUUCUUCAUCUUCAAGAAGAAGAGCAGGGGAGAUGGGUUGUUCAAAUUCAUUAGCAUUUACUGCUGCUCAUCAGAGUAAUAACUACAUUAAUUGCUCUUUGCAAGCACCUACAAAGCCCUUUAAUCUUCCCUUGAAGAAAUCUUCUUCUUCUUCUAGUCCUUCAAAAACACUUGCUCCAUCAAUUGCCACCCCUUUAAAACCCACUACUCUCCCAUUGCCGUCGCCAUCAUCGCCGCCGACCACAGCCCCACCACCACCACAACCACAAUGGAACGUACUACAACGGGCAGCCGCAAUGGCCUUGGAUGCCGUGGAGAGCGCGUUGACAGCACGUGAAUUGGAGCAACCCCUGCCUAAGACAGCCGACCCACGGGUCCAAAUUUCCGGGAAUUUCGCUCCGGUGCCGGAGCAGCCCGUCCGGCAAUCCCUUCCGGUGACUGGCAAAAUUCCCGCCUCAAUCCAAGGCGUCUAUGUCCGGAACGGCGCUAAUCCCCUGCAUGAGCCCGCCGCCGGCCACCACUUCUUCGACGGAGACGGCAUGAUCCACGCCCUCCAAUUCAAAAACGGCACCGCCAGCUACGCUUGCCGGUUCACCGAAACUCAGAGGUUCGUCCAGGAAAGGUCUCUUGGCCGCCCUGUUUUCCCAAAAGCGAUUGGAGAACUCCACGGCCAUUCCGGCAUAGCAAGACUUAUGCUUUUCUAUGCCCGUGGCCUAUUCGGCCUAGUUGAUCACAGCCAAGGAACUGGAGUUGCCAACGCCGGUUUGGUUUACUUCAACAACCGGUUGCUGGCCAUGUCUGAAGACGAUUUGCCUUACCACGUCAGAAUUACUCCUUCAGGGGACUUGAAAACUGUGGAGAGGUACGAUUUUGAUGGGCAAUUGAACAGCACAAUGAUCGCUCACCCGAAGCUGGACCCGGUUUCAGGGGAGCUUUUUGCUCUGAGUUACGAUGUGAUUCAGAAGCCGUACUUGAAGUACUUCCGGUUCAACCCCAACGGUGAGAAAUCCAAGGACAUUGAAAUCCCGGUCCCGGAGCCGACCAUGAUGCAUGAUUUCGCCAUCACCGAGAAUUUCGUGGUGAUCCCGGAUCAGCAAGUGGUGUUCAAGAUGUCGGAAAUGAUCCGGGGCGGGUCGCCGGUGGUGUACAACAAGGAAAAAGUAUCACGGUUCGGAGUUCUGGAUAAGUAUGCGGAGGAUUCUUCCAAGAUUCAGUGGGUGGGAGUUCCUGACUGUUUUUGCUUCCAUCUCUGGAAUGCUUGGGAAGAACCAGAAAGCGAUGAAAUCGUGGUGAUUGGAUCGUGUAUGACGCCGCCGGACUCGAUUUUCAACGAAUGUGACGAGGGAUUGAAGAGUGUUUUGUCGGAAAUCCGUCUCAACUUGAAGACUGGAAAGUCCACGAGGAGACCAAUCAUCAACAACCCUGAGGAUCAAGUCAAUUUGGAAGCCGGAAUGGUGAACAGAAACAAGCUCGGGAGGAAAACCAGGUAUGCUUACUUAGCCAUAGCCGAGCCGUGGCCCAAAGUCUCUGGUUUUGCAAAAGUGGAUCUUUUUACCGGAGAAGUUAAAAAGUACAUUUACGGCGACGAGAAAUACGGCGGGGAGCCUCUGUUUCUCCCGAGGGAUCCCGAGAAUUCAGAAGUGGAAGAUGAUGGAUACAUUUUGACCUUUGUCCAUGAUGAAAAGAAAUGGAAAUCCGAGCUCAGAAUCGUCAACGCCAUGAGUUUAAAGUUAGAGGCCACGGUGAAGUUACCAUCAAGAGUUCCCUAUGGUUUUCAUGGCACCUUCAUUAAUGCCAAAGACUUAGCAAAUCAGGCCUAAUUUUUUUUUUUUUUUAAUUUUGCUUCUUUAUAGAGGUGAGAUUGACCAGAGGGAUGGUUUGCAGAUACGUCCCCGGAAAUCUCCCCCCGAGGAGGAUUUUCUCUGUUAUACUCUGUUUUUUGGUUCUUGUUUUUUUUGCCCCUUUUUUGAGAGGUGGUUUAAUUAGAAGGUUGGUUAGGGGGGGGUUUUAAUUCCUUCCAUGGUGAAAGGUUUUGGAAAUCCAGCUUGUAGCUUUGGAUGUAGAGGUAGUUAAAAUCGAGCUCAGCUGGUUUCUGCUGCUUCUUUUUCACAUAAUUAUUAGCACGAGGAAGUAUAUAUAUAUAAAUAUUACAAAAAACAUAAUAUGUUGUAAAUGUCUCAUCUCAAUCUCGUCAUAUAUAUGUACAUACAGUAUAUACCAUAUCUUUCCCCUGUUUGUUUGC